This is a messenger RNA of Angiostrongylus costaricensis, 1281 nucleotides long. NCBI's taxonomy places the organism in Eukaryota, Metazoa, Nematoda, Chromadorea, Rhabditida, Metastrongylidae. The record is from the annotation of a GenBank genome assembly.
AUGGGUGCUACCAGCGGUUCUUCUCUGUUUGCGAACAAGGUUAUCAUGGCUCCAAUGGUCCGAGCAGGACGGACACCACUGAGACUGCUAGCUCUGAAGUAUGGCGCAGAUCUGUGUUACACUGAGGAAAUAAUCGACCAGAAGCUUUUAUCGAGUACUCGAGUAGUUAACAAUAUCCUGAAUACGGUAGAUUACGCGUUGGUGGAUGACAUUGUGUUACGCAUUGCUCCGGGUGAAAUCGGGCGCUGCGUUCUACAGAUUGGAACCAAUAGUGGGACAAGGGCGACCCAAGUAGCGAGAAUGGUUGGUGCAGAUGUAGCAGCGAUUGAUGUCAAUAUGGGUUGUCCAAAGCCGUUCUCUAUUCAUUGUGGCAUGGGAGCCGCUCUGUUGCUACAGGUCGAUAAGGUUAAAGAGAUAUUGACCUCUCUUGUUGGCGUAUCGCAGGUACCUGUCUCGUGCAAGAUUCGGGUUUUGGACGAUCUAUCGGCUACACUGAAUCUAGUUCGCGUAAUCGAAAACUGUGGCGUAGCUGCUAUAGGAGUCCACGGUCGGCGAAGAGAUGAGCGUGAUCAUCACCCAUGUAGGAUAGACGAAAUUCGUGAAAUCGCAAGAACCGUAAGAAUACCAGUCAUAGCAAAUGGUGGAUCCGCCGAUAUCAAUUGUUACGACGAUGUACUGAAAUUUCGGUCCGACACGGGAACGUCAUCUGUGAUGAUUGCGCGGAAAGCUCUUUCUUGUCCAUCGGUGUUUAGGCGCGAAGGUGUUCUUCAAUUUGAUGAAGAUGUCAGGAAUUUUUUAGACCUGGGAUUAAGCUGCUAUGAUGCCUUCGUUUUCACGUCCUCUUAUAUUACAGUCUUUCAGGAUCGUGAUCCUAGAGGGCGACAAACAGUCUUGGCUGGUAGCGUACAGGAGAUAUGUCGUGCUUGGGGAUGUGAGGAAAAGUAUGAGAAAUGUAGGAGAGAUAGGAUCCGAAAGCAAAACAAACGAGUGUUUUCUAAUGAGAUAUCCGACUACGAGAAGCGACUGAAGGACGCCAAGAAUGCUAGUGCUACACCGAAAUGUAUCCUCUUUAACUAUUGCAAAGAAGUGAACGCUGAGAAGCCUGUUUACUCUUCAGUAAACAAACGAUUUGAAGGUAGUGUUGAAGUGCUUGGGAAGAAAUUCCGAUCUCGUAAAGGGCAACCGAAUACACGAAUGGCGGAACAGGUGGCAGCAUUGGCAGCUCUCAUCGGAUUGAACUUAAGGCAUUUAUUAAAAGGAGACUGGGAAGAGAAACCUUAG